Prorocentrum cordatum is the source of this 3358-nucleotide messenger RNA. Lineage: Eukaryota; Dinophyceae; Prorocentrales; Prorocentraceae. The record is from the annotation of a GenBank genome assembly.
CCGGCGGAAUAAGCGAAGCGAUCGAAUUAAGAGAAAAUAUGUGAAGAUGGAGAUGUUAGUUUUUCCGUCGUAAAUAUGAAGGGUAAGUUGUGUGACUUCGCCGCGCGCGCGCACGGAGAAACAUUUAGGCGUAGCGGAACCAUCCUUCAAAGAAGGGCCGCGGCCACACGACGGGCAGCAAAGGAACACAAGAAAGAAAACCGACUCGAGCAGCCGCGAACAAUGCCUGCACGGCAGGAAUUGGAAAAGCUGCUGUGCAUGUUGAAAAAUCGACAAGCCUCCAGGGUCCUAAAACCGUCCAGUGACAGGACGUCCAGUGAGGUAUUUGGGUCGUCGAGGAUAUCCGGGACGGCUCUCCAUCUCGCACCGUUGUCUUACUAUCCUGGGGCCCAGAAACGAUCGCAGCGCACGCCACACUGCAAGAUACUUCCGGCGUGACUUUGUCGAGUCGCCACAAGUCUGGGGCUCAAGCGUCAACUAAAAGGCAUCACAGGGCAGAGAGAAGGAGAGCGGGGAAGAGGGGGCACGAGAGCGAGACAAAGGGGAAACGAGAGCACGGGCCCAGACGCUGGUGGCGGGGAACAAAAGUGGCCCCGGACUCCGGCGCAUGGAGAGCGUGAAUCUGUCUGGCCCCUCGUGGGCCCCGUGCCGUCUAGAACGCUAGCACGAUAGAAAGUUCCCCACUGUUCUCUGCCUCUGGCAGGAACGCGUACAAAAUACAGGUACGGGCAGGGGUGCAAGUUGUAGCUGCCAUCGCCGCGGAAGGCGACCCUGAGAUCGGCGACAGACCACCGUGUGCACACUGGCCCUUCGAAAAAGACCUGGGACAAAACAGCAGAAUGCGGACCUAAUGAAGGAGGAGGAGGAGGAGGAGGAGGGGACAAUCAAAAAAGAGGAGGAGAAGGGGCAAGAAAAGGCGGAAACGGAUGAUGAGAACGAGAACACGUCUCGCAUACCACUGGUUUCUCAGUCGGCAGGCAUAUCCUCGUCUUCCGACUCAGCACACAGCGUACCUACGAGCACACUUACCAGGUUGAACAGACGCCUGCUUUCAUAGAGCAUCAUAUGCACAUCGACGCUCUUGGCUUCCCCCCUGAACUUUCGCAUACCACUCGUGAAUUCCAUGAUAUCAACAGACCCGCUAUGAUCUCUGUCCAGCAUCUGGAAGAACAACUUCGCAUCACUUACAUCGACCUCCAACGCACUGAUGUAAUCCCGUACUUCUUCUUGCUCCAGACUGUCCAGAAACUCCGGAAACGUUAUUACGGAAUCUCCAUCCUUAUCCAUCAUGGACAGCAGAUUAAUGACGUGUUUUUCUUUGUUUUCGUUGUCUUCCUUCUGUCUCUGCAUCAUCAAUGACCUGUCGCGCUUGGAAGCCUCGAUUGCACCAUCCGCAUGUUCAUACGCCAUUCACAAUGUUCGCAACCGCGAAGACCAUGAAGAACACAUAACUAACCACAAUAGCCUCGAGCAGCCAGCCUGGCCCGCGUAUCGCUUCUGACGCCACACCCCAACUGAUUCCUCCAGACGCGCACUGGAAUAAAGUGUACAUCGUGCUGAACAAUGUUCCGUACAUGCUGCGCACCAGCUCGUACUCGUCGGGCGCGCUGAGGUUGGCACCCGCACUGGCAGCCGUUGGAGCGUCGGGGCCCUUGAGGUAGUCGGUGGCUCCCUGCGUGAGGACCACCGAGACCAUGUAGAUGAGUCCCACCAUGAUUACCAGGACCCAGAAGAGCGACUGCAAAGAAGUGAUGAUCAUGUACAGCAUGCCUCGGAGCUGCGACAGUUGCCUCACCACGCGAAUGAUGCGCAAGAUACGAAGCAGGCGGAUCGCCCUUCCGAGCUUGCUCAUGAAGGAUGCUUGAUCAAUGCCGCCUGAGUUGCCCAUACCGAGGCUGAGGGCAGUGUCGAGCAGAGCGACGCCCACCAACAACAAAUCGAAAAGAUUCCACCAACGCUGCUGAGGGUUCGUGAAGAAACUGAGGCGAUACACCGACAAACGCGCGCAGAGCUCCAUUGUGAAAACAAACGUGCAGAGGUACUCCAUGAUCUGCUGGAUACCAGCAAGCUCUUGUCCGAGACCGCGUUGUGUUGUACUUGUGCACCUAUGAGUAUCGCGUUCAGGAGCACAACGAGUGUGAUGGCAAUGUCAAAGUGGUUGGACUCUACUACUUUGCCCACGACGCCAUACUUAGCAUGAUUAUCAAAAUUCAUGUAGGUCAGUUUCUUUAUGAGCUUCAUCUUUUUCCUGUCGUUCUCAGAUGUGAAAGUGGAUAGGCCAACGCGGUUCUUGUCCCCAUCUUGUUUCUGGCCAAUCUGCUCAAGAAUCCUCUCGGCAGUGUUCAACUUGUCGGACAAUUUUUUCGGCAUCCGAUCAUCAAGAUCCUUCUCGGAGGUCACUCGCAGCGUUUCGCCGCUCCCCGCUGGCGGGGCGGGCUGGGGCGAUCUGUCGCUGCGCGGUGGGGAGAGGGACGCCACAUCAACAGGCCACCUGCGCUCUGAGGCCCCUCGGGCCGCCUCCCGCAACCUUGGAGGUGCCCUCCCGAAGCCGCCCUGCGCGACCUCGCUGUCUACCUCGGCGAGCAGCUCAGCGAGGCGACCCUCUGGGCAGGUCCGGGCCUUCAGCUUGCGCAUCCAGUUCUGCCUCUUGGCGGGACCCGCACCCGCUGCCGCCUCCGCCAGCUCCAAGCGUCUCCUCCCACUGGCGCCCUCCGCCCGGCCCUCAUCGCACACCUCGGAGGCCGUGCCAGCGAUGCCAUUCUGUGGACAGGUCUGCUCUCCCAGGGCCGACUCGCUGGUGGGGCACCCCUGGGCCGCCUCCGACGCCCCGCUGGAAAGGGCGUCGCGGGUGGCGCCGCGCAGCUCCGCGAAGCUCUUCCUGGCGAUGGUGCCCUGGGCUGCCUCGCCAGCCGCGUGCUUUUGGCUUGCCAUCUCGGCGAGAAUGCUCGUGAUGCGACUCCCCCGAGAAGCCCGCCUGGCGGAGGCCCUUCGUUUGCCGCUGAGGAGGAGGUCGACCUUGGACUCCACGCGGCCCAGUUGCUCGGCCAGCCGACGCUCCACGCCUGCGAGCGAAUGACUCGCCAGCGGGUCCCUGGCCAGCGGGCGAUCGGUGCCCGAGAGCCACUCCACGUGCUCGUGCUGGUGCUCGGGCGCGUGGGGAUGGGGACAGGGCUCCAUCCUCAGGCCCGCAGGUUGCAGGGCGGCGGACGCCCCAGCAGGCCUGGAAAAGCUAUGUGAGCCCACGGAUCCCGAGGGCGGGAAUGCAGAUGCCGUGGAUGAGGAGGAGGCGGACGAAGGGAGGGAGGAGAGCGACGGAGGGAGGGAGGCUCGGUCUCGUGGAAUCUGGCCACGGGCGUCC